GUUUUUACAAGAUUUUCUUUUAUUACUUGUAUUAUAAAUUAUUAUUUGAUAUGAUAGAAUUUUUAGUUUUAGCCUUGUUAGUCAUUUCAACAAGUUUAUAUCAUAUGCUUUUAAAUAUGGAAGGACAGUUUUAACAUAAUCUGCCAGGGUAGUCGCCAAUGGCAGCGUUAUAAACAUUAAAUUGACAAGAACGAUCGAUCUUCGUUCGUAGCAGGUUUUUUUCUUUACUUGCUUGCUUUAUAUAUAUAUAUAUAUAUAUAUAUAUAUAUAUAUAAGUUGAUAGAUACUAUAUUAUAACUACAUAGAAAAAGAAUUAUUUCUAUUAUUAUGACUUCUAUUAUCGCUCUUAUCGCAAUUGCUUUUAUCAAGUUAUAUUAAGAAUGGAAUGGUACUUUGAUUCUUGAUUUAUGCCAGAGAUAUUAUGGAUAAAAGUCAUAAAUUCAAGUUAUUUUUACUUAUCAACUUUGUUCAAUCUAUACAUUGCCUAACUGACGUUAAACGUCUAUGGCGACUGGGAAAUGGAAUUGUUGCAUCAGAAAAUCAAAUAGAAGAUUCCAAUACAGUCUUCCUUUUACAUAGAAACAUUUCAUUUCCUGGAAUGUUGGUGUCGGUUACAUCCUAUUUUAAGAACUAUAAUAAUUUUAGUAUACAAGUAUGGAGUCUAAACGACAAUAGUUUAAAGUAUACUUUAAAACAGGAGAAGAAUAUUGCACCUCAGAAAUCGAGGGAUGUCGAUACGAUUGCUUUAGAUUCAAAUGAUUGCUUAAAGAUUGAAAAAGGAAAUAGCCUAGCUAUCCUUAUUAAGGAGACUCCUAGCUCUAUUGUUUAUACUUAUAAUUUCUCAGCCCCGAAUAGUUUAACAUAUUCCAUUAAGGAUAAUUCUCCCUUAAUCCCUAACAAAACUGUUGAGUUUAAAAGGUUUAUAAUCCCUUUACAAUUUUCUAUCAUAUUUACUAUGCAAGUUGUUCCUAAUUGGACAAGUUUCUCUUGCGACGACUUGAAGAAUGAGGAGAGUACGUCGUCAGCAACAACAACAACAGCAUCUACAAAAUUCCCUUUUAAUCAGGAGACGACUGCCAGAAUAAAUUUAAAAGGAGACAAGGGCGAAAAGGGUGAAAGAGGUGUUAGGGGUAAACCCGGCGAAAAAGGCGAUAAAGGUUCUAAGGGGGAAGAAGGUCUAACUGGUCAGCAAGGUAUUAAAGGUGAUAAAGGUGAUAAGGGAGAUAAAGGUGAUAAAGGCGUUAAAGGUGAUAGAGGUGAUAAAGGAGAUCGUGGAAAACCUGGAAAGAGAGGUGAAAGAGGUCCGCCAGGUCCGCAAGCUUCCCCACCCAAUGUAACGAGUCCAUUAGUCGAUUCUGCUAAAUCGCAAACGAAACCCGAACAUGAUAAUCUGGCAAAGAACUCGAUUAUAAGCCUUCUACUUGUUUGGCAAAGUUUAUUAACAAUUACUUUGAUCGGUUAUUGCUGUGUAACCAUUUGUAGGAAAAAAGGAUCAAUAGGUUCAAGAGUUUGUCCGUCAACAUCAGUUGCAGAAAGAAAUUACUGUCAAGAAGAUAAUGGAAAAAGAUUCCCUAUCAGAUGGAACGCUGGUAUUCAUUCCUUCAAUAAUUCCAAGGUCAAGGUAACAUCUGAUGCUUAAUACUUGACUAUAUGAAUCAUCAUUUUCCUCUAGCAGCUGACAAUUAAUAAAUAAAAAAUUACAAAAGCGUCUCUUUAAUAUUUUUUCUUAUUCCAAAAUAAAUAGGCAGGGGGAAAGGGAAAGGGAAGAAAAGCUUCUCAUUUCUUUUCCUUCGUCCUAUAUCUAUAAUAGAAGCCGUUUCAAGUUGCCUUUCUGAUUUAAUGUAAUACCUUAAAUAA
Dimorphilus gyrociliatus is the source of this 1857-nucleotide messenger RNA. Lineage: Eukaryota; Metazoa; Annelida; Polychaeta; Dinophilidae. The record is from the annotation of a GenBank genome assembly.